This is a messenger RNA of Nematolebias whitei (Rio pearlfish), 5044 nucleotides long. It is a transcript of the gene fhod3a, whose product is annotated as formin homology 2 domain containing 3a. NCBI's taxonomy places the organism in Eukaryota, Metazoa, Chordata, Actinopteri, Cyprinodontiformes, Rivulidae. The record is from RefSeq and is a predicted model, not a curated record. Gene Ontology annotation, molecular function: actin filament binding. The coding region runs from base 132 to 4976 and encodes 1614 amino acids. The transcript has 30 exons. Gene Ontology annotation, cellular component: cytoplasm; cytoskeleton. Gene Ontology annotation, biological process: sarcomere organization; cardiac myofibril assembly; actin filament network formation.
GGUUUUGUUGUUGGCAUCAACAGGACAGGUAAAGGAGGCUCCCACUGAUCUGCACCGAGCUGGUUCCCACCCACCUACAACCCCCCAGUGUCGCUCUCUCCCCUCCGCGGAGCCACUUGCAUGGAUGCGCCAUGGCCACGUUCGUCUGCCGGGUCCAGUUCUUAGACGACACCGAUCCGUUCAACAGCACCAACUUCCCAGAGCCGACGAGACCCCCCCUGUACACCUUCAGGGAGGAUAUCCCCCUCAUCAACCAGCUCGCAGGCGUCCACAGGCUGCUCAGAGCUCCACACAAGCUUGAUGAUUGUGCACUUCAGCUCUCCCACAAUGGAACCUAUCUGGAUCUGGAGUCCUCUCUGGAUGAGCAAAGAGAUGAGCUGGAGGGCUUUCAGCCGGACGACACGGGGUCCAGGGGGAGGAAGCACAGUGUCAUUCUGCGGACCCAGCUGACAGUUCGCGUGCACGCCUGCAUCGAAAAACUCUACAACUCCAAUGGGCGUGACCUGAGGAGGGCACUGUUCUCCUUAAAGCAAAUAUUUCAGGAUGACAAAGACUUGGUCCAUGAGUUUGUGAUGGCUGAAGGUCUGACAUGUCUCAUCAAGGUGGGAGCGGAAGCCGACCAGAACUACCAGAACUACAUAUUAAGAGCUCUGGGGCAGAUAAUGCUAUACGUGGACGGGAUGAAUGGAGUCAUUGGCCACCAAGAGACAAUCCAGUGGCUCUACACUCUUAUUGGCUCAAAGUUUCGUCUGGUGGUGAAAACAGCUCUGAAGCUGCUGCUGGUGUUUGUGGAGUACUCUGAGUCCAACGCACCGCUGCUGAUACAGGCCAUUACUUCAGUAGACACAAAGAGAGGCUGUAAGCCCUGGUCCAAUGCUAUGGAGAUCUUGCAAGAGAAGGACGGAGUGGACACUGAGCUGCUAGUCUAUGCAAUGACUCUCAUUAACAAGACGCUUGCAGCUCUGCCUGAUCAGGAUUCCUUCUAUGACAUGGUGGACAGUCUGGAGGAACAAAGCAUGGAGACUGUCUCCCAGAGACACCUGGGACGGAAAGGCACUGACCUGGACUUGGUUGAACAGCUCAACAUCUAUGAGAUGACCUUACAACACGAAGACGGUGACAACAACAGCCAGCCCCCACCAACAGGAUGCAGGGAUCGCCGACGGUCUAGCCUCGGUGUUGUGGACAAACAACGAGGCUUGGAGAGGCGACGGAGCCGUCGAGCCUCUCUGGGACGAUCUGGACAUGCCUCCCCCUGCAGUCCUGCCUCCCCACAGAGAGCCGGCUUCCAGCCUUUUAGUGGACACAGAGCUGAGGACAUGAGCGAGAGAACAUGGUCAGAUUGUCUUCCAUCCAUAGAGGAGGAAUGUGAGGAUAGCACAGAGGAGGAGGAGGAGGAGGAGGAGGAGGAAGAGACUCCUGUGACUGAGUCUGACUCGGAUGAGGAGGGGGCUAAUCAGAGCACCUCCAGCCAAGCUAAACCUCCUACAUCCACGGUUCACCGGACAACCCUUCAGUCCGUCACCAUCACCUCCAGAAAACUGAAUUUAAAAGAAGAUGAGCGAAGAAGCCUAGCAGAACCAUCCUCUUCAGAUACUUCCUCCUUUCCCUCUCCCCCAUCCAACAACUCACCCUCUCUCCUGACCACCCUGCUGGCCAGAAAAAGGUCCAUCGUCAUCGUCCCAGCCACCAAGGAAGUCAGCCCGCCCCUGCGCGGCACCUCCCGCCCGUCCCCUGAACGCCUGCCCUACCUGCCCCACUCGCCCUUCCACCUCUUCUCCUACGACCUCGACGAGGAAGCGCCACCUGCUGCUCAAAGUAAACGCAGCGAGGAGUCGUCCAAAGCUCCAUCUCCAAGGAAUGGAGGUCUGACGUCCUACUCCUCUCUCAGCACCCCGAGCACCCCCACAAGCUCAAGGCCAGCCUUGGGGGGACUCCUGUCCUCGUCUUACCGACAGCAUCAGGAGUCUCUGGCUGCGGAGCGAGAGCGCCGCCGCGUGGAGCGAGAGGAGAGACUGCUGCGGAUAGAGAGACAGGAGAGGAACAAGCACAGCCGCGACUAUGUGGAUAAAAUGGAGGAGGCCAGGCUCGCUCGGGAGGAGAGGUAUAAGAACGUGGAGCGUCAGGCAGCGGAGGAAUACGAGCGAGAUCGUGUCCGAGUGUCGAGAACUCACCCUGACCUCUGUCUGCCCUUCGAACCCUCCGAGGCCUGGCCCUCAUCAUCCCGUAGCAGCACCCCAUCCUCGUUCACCUCCCGUGAGGACGCAGAAGCUGAUCUUGAAGCUGAGGCCCCCUCCACAGCCUACGCACCCUCUGAGAACGGAGAGGCUGACGACUCUAGCGCCAGCGUAGAAACAGAAGAGAAAGUGACAGAAGCCACGAGCGGGGAAGUGGAAGAGCAGAAAGAAGAGGAAAGUGAGGACGUGCAGGAGGAAGAAGAGGCAGCAGACAAGGAGAAGGAAGUCGAGGAGCCCGAGCAGGAAGCAAGUAAGCAGAGAGACGAAGAAGCUGAGGAUGACAGCGGCAUCCUCAGCGACAAGGAACGACAGAACGAGGAAGUGAAUGAGAAGGACAACUGCUCAGCCUCCAGCAUCUCAUCCGCCAGCAGCACUCUGGAAAGAGAAGAGAGGGGCAGCUGUGAGAAUGGCUUCAAAGAGGCAGAGGUGAAGGAAAACUGCAACAAACUCCUCAACAGCAAACUCUUCAUGCUGGACAUGUUGUACUCCCAGAACACGAAGCCCAGCGCUGAGGAGGAGGGGGAGGAGGGGGAGAAAGAGAAAGAGAAGGGAGAGGGGGAGGAUAGGGAGACACAUCAGGACGCUAACGGACAACAGGGUGACGGCCUGCCAAGCGACAACAGGGACGACAAGUCCGAGCUCCGAGGGAGCAUCCGUCCGUUGGCUGAGCGGUUCGGAGACUUGGUCAAGGACCUCGGAUCGCUCCACCCUCACCUGGAUGUCCCCACCAUCGAUCCCCCUCCUCCCCCACCCAAAAAGGAGUCGGACACGAUCUGGGACCAGCUCCUGGCCAGCCCCCGAGAGCUGUGCAUCAGGGACAUCAACUUCACCGAUCUGACGGAGGACGACGACAAGGAUAUCCUGGAUGCUGUUUUGAUGGGAGGAUGUGGCGACCUCCCACCCCCGCCACCUCCUCCUCCUAUUAUGCGUUUUCCUCUGCCUCCACCUAUGCUAGGUAGCUGUCCCCCUCCCCCUCCUUUAAUUGGAGUUAUGAGGCCACCGCCCCCUCCCUCUUUUAGCGCUCCAGCACCAGUGGCUCCUCCCCCAGAGCCACCUCUUUUUAACAAAAAAAAGAAGACCAUCAGGCUCUUCUGGAGCGAGAUUCGGCCAUCCGACUCUCAGUACAGAGACAACAAGUGGAGUGGAGACUCGUUCUGGUCCAAAGUAGAUCCUGUAAAGCUGGACACGGGCAAACUGGAACACCUGUUUGAGACCAAGUCAAAGGAAAUACCUGUUACUAAGAAAACAGCAGCAGAUGGCAAACGUCAGGAGAUCAUCAUUUUGGAUUCCAAGAGGAGUAAUGCCAUCAACAUUGGCCUUACGGUCCUACCUCCACCUCGCACCAUCAAGACCGCCAUCCUGAACUUUGAUGAGUACGCUCUCAACAAGGAGGGCAUCGAAAAACUCCUAACCAUGAUUCCGACGGAGGAGGAAAAGCAGAAGAUCCAGGAGGCCCAGAUGGCCAACCCAGAUGUCCCACUGGGUUCUGCAGAACAGUUUCUCCUCACUCUGUCCUCCAUCAGCGAGCUCUCAGCUAGACUCCAGCUCUGGGCCUUCAAGAUGGAUUAUGAAGUGACAGAAAAGGAAGUUGCAGAGCCACUGCAGGAUCUAAAGGAAGGCAUGGAGCAGCUGGUAAAGAACAAAACUCUUCGGUACAUCCUCUCCACGCUGCUCACAAUUGGAAAUUUCCUCAACGGCACCAACGCCAAAGGCUUUGAGUUGACAUAUUUGGAGAAAGUUCCAGAAGUGAAGGACACAGUCCAUAAGCAGUCUCUGCUCCAUCACGCCUGUUCCGCGGUGGUGGAAAACUUCCCCGAGAGUACCGACCUCUACUCUGAGAUCGGAGCCAUCACACGCUGUGCUAAGGUGGACUUUGACCAGCUGCAAGAGAACUUGUGUCAGAUGGAGCGGCGUUGCAAAGCCUCAUGGGACCACCUGAAGGUGAUCGCCAAGCAUGAGAUGAAGCCUCAGCUAAAGCAGAAGAUGUCUGACUUCCUCAAAGACUGCGCAGAAAGAAUCAUCAUCCUGAAGAUUGUUCACCGCAGACUAAUCAACAGGUUUCAUUCCUUCCUGUUGUACCUCGGUCACCCGGCCUACAGCGUGAGAGAGAUCAGCGUCAACAGGUUCAGUAAAGUCCUCAGUGAGUUCGCACUGGAGUACCGAACCACCCGCGAGCGCGUCCUGCAGCAGAAACAGAAGCGAGCUGAUCACCGCGAGCGCAACAAGACCCGGGGGAAGCUGAUCAUGGACGUGAACGCUCCGUCUGACGAUGAAGACGAGCAUGAGCCGGGUCGGCACGGAUCAAGCAGCAGCAACAACAGCGCCCCCGGUGGCAGCCAGGAGAGCAAUCAGCCUCAGGGUCUGGGCCACACUGAGGACGCAGCAGAACACGAACACAUGAAGGCGGUGCUGAGAACCAGUCUGAGCAGCAGUGACAAGGAGGUCAGCGCUGUGCCCGGCCUUCGAACCCGGACCAGGUCACGACCCGGACGAGGAGGUCGCACCAUGCAGGCGUGGACACCGGCUAUGGAAGACACUCAGAGCUGUGGAGAUGAUGCUGCUGAUGAAAUCAUGGAGCAGAUUGUGCGGUCCGCCACUCAGGGUCCAGGAACCAGAUCACAGCCCAGAGAGAGGAGGAGAUCCAGGGCCAACCGGAAAUCAUUGAGGCGGACUCUGAAGAAUGGCCUGACUCCAGAAGAAGCACUUGCUUUGGGGCUGACGGAUUCUCCAGAGACAUGAAAUGAAAUCUUACCUCCUGCCUCCCACCUGUGGAAAUGCAGCUGUACACUUCAGCAGGACACUUCUGU